Messenger RNA from Ahaetulla prasina, 2365 nucleotides. Its product is annotated as thialysine N-epsilon-acetyltransferase-like. Lineage: Eukaryota; Metazoa; Chordata; Lepidosauria; Squamata; Colubridae. Bases 810 to 1328 code for a protein of 172 amino acids. The transcript is spliced from 6 exons. The record is from RefSeq and is a predicted model, not a curated record. Gene Ontology annotation, molecular function: N-acetyltransferase activity.
GAGGUAUAAGCAUAUAUAUAGGAAGGAGAAAAGAAAAAAAAAACAAUAGGACAGGAACGGUAGGCACGUUUGUGCGCUUAUGCACGCCCCUUAUGCUCCUCUUAGGAAUGGGGUGAGGUCAAUAGUAGAAAGUUUUUGGAUAAAACUUCUAGGAUUAUGGGAAGAGACCACAGAGUCAGGUAAAGUAUUCCAAGCACUGAUGAUUCUGUUACAGAAGUCAUAUUUUCUGCAAUCUAGAUUAAAGCGGUUGACAUUAAGUUUAAAUCUAUUAGUUGCUCUAGUAUUAUUGCAAUUAAAGCUGAAGUAGUCUUUGACGGGAAGGACAUUACAAUAGAUGAUUCUGUGAGUUAAGCUUUAGGUCUUGUCGAAGGCGACGGAGUUGCAAGUUUUCUAAGCCUAGGAUUUCAAGUCUGGUGGGAUAAUGUAUUUUGUUGUUUACAGAGGAAUGGAGAACUCUUCUUGUAAAAUAUUUCUGGACACGUUCAAUUGUAUUGAUGUCAGAGAUGUGGUGAGGGUUCCAAACAUCAAGGUUCCAACGUAAAAACCUAUAAAGAGUGACUUAUAAAGUUGUAAAAGGCAGGGCUAAAAAAAAACCUUUGUAAAGAAAUCCAUAAACCGUCCUGGCACCUUCCUAGCCAGGGCGAGUGUAAUAGCCGCACCCUUUUCCACGUGACUGGCAUCUGGCCCUCUGCAACCACCCACUGGGAAUUCCCCCCCCCCUCUGCGCUGGGCAGGGCAGGAGUGGACAAACCUGCCUGGAUUUUGUUGGCCGGAGCCACUUUGGAGCUGCCUCCCUCCCAGCCAGACCGAUGGAGUGUUUCAUCCGGCCGGCCACCAGCAAGGACUGUGAGGUGCUCAUGAGCUUCAUAAAGGAAAUUGCGGAAUAUCAUAAUUUAUUGCACGAGGUCUCGAUCAACGCGGAAGAUUUGAGAGCAGAUGGCUUUGGCCAAGAUCCCUUCUUCAAAUGUCUCAUGGCUGAACUGCCCCCCGAAAACUCCUCCAAGCCGGGGCGCCCGAUCGGCUACGCCUUGUACUACAAGGGCUACUGCGUCAACCACGGAAAAAUUGUAUAUUUGGAAAAUGUCUACGUGGUACCGGAAUUUCGGGAUAAAGGAAUCGGAAAGCAGUUGCUGGUGAAACUUGCCGAAGUGGCGCUGGCCGCCGGUUGCACGGGCAUGAAAUUUAGCACCAUGGAGAGCAACCAGCGAGCGAAGAGGUUGUACCUGCGGCUCGGAGCCCAAGACACCACCGAGUCCUUGGCCUGGCACUGCAUGGAGUUUAACAAAGAGGGCCUGCAGAGGCUCGUCCAGGGCGGGCGGGCAUCGUGAGUGCGCCCCAGGCCGACUCAGGAGGAGGAAGAGGAGGAGGAAGAACAGCGCUAAUGCCAAGAUCAGAAAAACAGGAUUUUAUCAGCCUUAGCAGCUUCUAAGAUCUCUGGAAUUCAAUUCCUAGAUUUCCACUGUUUGUGGACUCCAGGCAGCAGGCUUGGACUUCAACUCCCAGAAUUCCCCAGCCAGCAUUUGUAGACUUCGACUCCCAGAAAUCCCCAGCCAGUGUUCCUGGACUUCCACUCCCAGAAUUAUCCAGGCAGCAUUAGUGGAUUUCAGCUCCCAGAAAUCCCCAGGUAGCAUUUCUGGACUUCAACUCCCAUAAUUCCUUAGCUAGGAUUUGUAGACUUCGAUUCCCAGAAUUCAGAAUUCCCCAGCCAUUAUGUCUGGAUUUCAACUCCCAGAAAUCCCCAGCCAGCAUUCCUGGACUUCAACACCCAGAAUUCUCCAGCCAGCAUUUGUGGAUUUCAGCUCCCAGAAUUCCCCAGCCAGCAUUGACCCGACUUCAACUCCCAGAAUUCCUCAGCUAGCAAUGGUAGACUUCGUCUCCCAGAAUUCAGAAUUCUGCAGCCAUUAUGUCUGGAUUUCAACUCCCAGAAUUCCCCAGUUAGGAAUGACAAGCACAGCUCUUUCCCGCCCCAAAACCAACAUUUAAUAUUUUCUUUGCCUAUAUAAAAAACUAAUAAUUCCUCCUCUCCCAAAUUAACAUUUUUAAAACAAGAAGGGUUACUUCUAUUUUCUGCUUUUUAAUAAAAUCUCUGAAUCAGAAAAAGUGUUAGGAGACUCCUGAUAUUUUUUACAGCUUUUAUCUCUGAGCAUAAAAAUGUGCCCCCCCCCCCCUGUAUCAGAAUUAAGUCUUGCUCCUUCCUGCCAAGUUACUAGUCCACAAUGUUUUAUUUGCAUUGUGGUUAGGGAUGACGGGAGUUAUAAUCCAAAAUUAGUCAAAGGUGAUUUGAUUAAGGUUGGAGGCCAAUUUUUAGGGGGUCUCCCUGUAGAGUCCCCAGUGUUUUUCAACUUUAGUCACUUUUAAGACUUCU